UUUGGGGUAGGAAAGUUAAGUAUAAUCUCAUAUUGGAAAGUCCAAACAUUUUCGUUGAUAAGAGGUGAUAUGGGAAAACUCCUGAAUUAUAUGAGUUUAAUCGGUGUUUAUAUUAAUUAGAUAUUCAUGAAUAUAUAUAUAUAUAUUAAUAUAUAUUAAAUUUCUGUACUUAAUGAAUUUAGUUACUAUAAACCAUAACCCCCAGCAACAAUGAGUUCAACUUCAAGUUUGCCUCAGUUUGUAGGUACGUCGUGCGGACACCAUGGAUCUUACACAUUUUAUAAAGCCUUUAAGUAUUUGAAGCACUGGAAAUACAAGGUUCUAACACUUGGGGAAUUCUUCUUUGUGAGGAUUCCGCCCGAUGAUGAUCCGUGUAUAGGCGAAUUGCAGUUGCUAUGGGAGGACAAAAACAGUGAUCAAAUGUUAUCAAGUAUGAGACUUUAUUUCCUUCCUGAGCAAACUCCUGAAGGAAGAAAACCGUAUCAUGGAGAGCACGAAGUCUUGGCAGCAUCAGAAAAGGUAAUUCUACGAUUGGAAGACUUGGUUCAGUGGAUUACUGAAGAAGUCGAUUGGUCUCACGGAUUAGUGGUAAAUUCCGGUGAUCCCAGUAGGUCUACAUCGCCGAUGACGUCACUGCACGUAGCGGGGGUUCCUAGUGAUCAUUUACAAAGUGAAAAUGGUGUUAAUUUAAAUGAAGUAUUUACUGAAAAUAUCUUGUGUUUGGAUGUAGCUCAUGUUCAAAAAGAAAAGGAAAUGAACCGUGGCGUUAACAAUGACAAAGAGUCCUCGAUUUUGGUCCUUUCUUAUGCCCGCUACUGUCGCUAUCGCGCCAUUUUGACGCGACUGAACGGCCUAAAUGACAAGUGGCUUAAAAACGCACUAGUGGUGGCCUUAGGAGGCGUCAGCUUGCCUAAUCGGAGAACAAAAGUCCUUUUCUGCCGAGACACGUUUGAUCACGAUGCUCUUGCGAACAAUGACUCUAACUGCGAUCAUUUAGCGCCCAAUCUGAAAGGCAGACCCCGGAAAAAGAAAGUUAAGAUAAAAAGACACAAUUCUCAGAGCAGCGAGUCCAAUGCUUCUGAUGAAGAAGGAGAUGCUAAGGUGAAGGCGGACCAUAAAGAAGAACAGGAGUUCUUGCAAAACCUUUUUAAGUUCAUGAAAGAAAGAAACACGCCCAUUCAUCGUGUUCCGCACCUUGGUUUCAAACAAAUAGACUUGUACUUGUUCUUCACUUGUGCCCAAAAGUUUGGAGGUUACGAAGAGAUAACAUCAAAAAAACUGUGGAAAAAUAUAUAUGAUGAACUUGGAGGGAAUCCAGGGAGUACUAGUGCUGCCACCUGUACACGAAGACAUUAUGAGCGGCUGCUUUUAUCAUUUGAAAGAUAUGUAAAAGGAACUGAAGACCCUUUGUCUUCAGCUGCUUUGUUUGGUAAGAAGAAGAAGAAAGAAGAAUCCGACCAAGCUUGCCGCACGGAAAAUUUUGAGAAUGGAAGUUAUGUUCUAGAAGAAGUAGAAACCUCUAGUCCUCCAGUGUUUGACAAUGACAGCUGUAUGUCAUCUGCAUCCUAUCACAGUGAGGCAGUGAAUCAGGAAGAAAGGCCAAAAAAUCACAAUGUUUGCAUUGAAAAUGAAGACUCUCUUCAGGAUAACACACGACUCAGUGAUCUUGAAAGGCAGGAACAAGAAUGGGAGUCAAGAAGAAGAAAAAAUCCCCAACAAAAGGGAAUGAGAGAUGACACACUUGUUGAAAAAGAAAAGAGAUGGAAUGAAAUCAGAAGAAGAAAUGCCUUGGAUCGUAAGGUGAGUAAACAGGUUCAACCAUCAAGAGCUGCAUCCAAAUCCAACUCAUUAGCAGACAGCAAGCUGUUUAAGGUAUCUUCUUUAAAUCCAGGUGACAACAAUGACCUUACAAGAUUAGCUUCAUCAUCAAGCCAGAGUGAGAUAAGCUUAAAUGGGCACCACUUAGAAAAACAAGAGAAUGCAAGCAGUGAAUCCGUCCCCCACCAGUCAUCCUUACUCCACCUCCAACACUUCACUACUAAGAUGAAGGAUAGAGUAGAAAACAGUUCAGAAAAACGUCUACCCAAGUACCCCAAAAUGGCACAAAUCCCCAGCAGCUGUAGAACAUCACAUUCUGGGACUGUUGCCAAAGUUGGUUCAUUAACUUCACCUUUGAAAUUUGAGUGCUCUACAGCAAGCACAGUGCAAGAACCAAAAUUGAUUUACAAAACAAGCAUCAUGUCCCCACUUUUCCUACGUAAAAGGUUUUUUUCUCGUGUUACUUCUGCUUCAACUAAUAGUAAUCCACAGCUUUCUUUGCUUCCACACCACCAUGUAAACCAAGGCUUAAGUCCAGAAGUUUCUUUAUCUGGUAGUAUCAUUGAAUCAGGGAAUCAAACUACUAGAGGUGGCCUACUUGGAGGAAAGGAAUCUUUGGAUCUACCCAUUUCUCGGCCAUCUGUGAUUCAUCAUACUGAGAAGGUAAGAUCACCUUCUCCAGAGCAGAGUAGUGGAUUUUCCCAACCAAUAUAUGAACGUGUUUCUCCAGUGUCUGAACCUGCAUCCCCUCUUCCAUUACAGGACUUUGGACCUGAUAUUUUCAGUAAAAAAGCAGAACAUGUGGCUCAGAAACUUCCUGAGUUCAUCAGCAGGCACUCACCAUUAACUCCAGCUACCGCAGUACCAUCUCCAGUUUCUUAUCAUCUGCCAUACAAAGCAAAUGACACAAUUUCACCACUGUCUUCAGCUUCCUCAACAAGUUUUUCAUUGUUGUCACCCUCAGCAUCUCUGACAGGAUCUUCAGCAUUCUUACCCUCAAAUUCGACAAGAGGAGCUUCCUCGUUGUUACCCUCAGAUUUAACAAAAAGAUACCCAAAGUUCUUUCCUACAACUUCAUCAUCAGGAUAUCCAAUGUCUGUGCCUUUAACCUUGGCAACAACAAGCUCUUUGAUGCCCUUAAGUUCUACCAGGUCACAUCAAACUCAACUGACAGUAGCAGGUGACAAUGCUGCAGCUAGUCAAAUUGUUUCUUACACAGGCCAUCCUAAUCUUCUUCCUAGAAAUACCAGGGUUGUUAGUAAUGAAGAAAAUAACACCCUUUCAGCUUUAAGCCAUGGUGCAUUACCUCUUAAUGUUCAGUAUUAUAACACACAUUCCUCCACUUCAGAUCUUCAAUGUGAACUUACCAAGACAAGAUUAACUUACCUCAGUGAGUCCUUUGCUCAUCAACCAGAGGGCAGCCAUGCUCAUCAUGAACCCAUCUCACCAGUGACCUCGACACCAUCACCACCAUUAGAUCCUAAUCAGCAUCCAAGCCAUGCUGGACUCUCUGAAGUUCUCCUUACAUGCUUAGGUGUUGAUACCUGUCAGGCUCUGGACCUAACUGUUAAAAAGAAUUCCUCAGCGCUAAAGCAAGAUCCAUCAACUGCAAGAGUCCAGGAACACAAAAAGGAGGUAGUUCCUAUUGAACUAGAAGGCUGUUUGGAUCUCUCAGUCAGAAAAAAGAAACAAGCAAUGGAUAUGGUAACAGAACUAUUUUUGUCACCAGUGAACUUAAAUAGUUUAGAGAAAACCUCACCACCAGCUCACACAAACUCCAUUUUACGGCCUGACAUCUGCCAGUCACAUAUAGUAAAUGAAGUUCCCACACAGGGCCGUACCUUACAUUUAAAUGGUAAAGUCCCCAUACAGACACACAUACCACGUGUAAACAGUAAAGUCCCCAUACAAGCACACAUACCAUGUGUAAACAGUAAAGUCCCCACGCAGGCACACAUACCAUGUGUAAACAGUAAAGUCCCCACGCAGGCACACAUACCAUGUGUAAACAGUAAAGUCCCCACGCAGGCACACAUACCAUGUGUAAACAGUAAAGUCCCCACGCAGGCACACAUACCAUGUGUAAACAGUAAAGUCCCCACGCAGGCACACAUACCAUGUGUAAACAGUAAAGUCCCCACGCAGGCACACAUGCCUUGUGUAAACAGUAAAGUCCCCACGCAGGCACACAUGCCUUGUGUAAACAGUAAAGUCCCCACGCAGGCACACAUACCAUGUGUAAACAGUAAAGUCCCCACGCAGGCACACAUACCAUGUGUAAACAGUAAAGUCCCCACGCAGGCACACAUACCAUGUGUAAACAGUAAAGUCCCCACGCAGGCACACAUGCCUUGUGUAAACAGUAAAGUCCCCACGCAGGCACACAUGCCUUGUGUAAACAGUAAAGUCCCCACGCAGGCACACAUGCCAUAUGUAAACAGUAAAGUCCCUACACAGAUGCACGUGCCACACAUAAAAAGUAAAGUCCCCACACAGACACACGUAAAUAGUAAAGUUCCCACACAGGCACACAUGCCACACCUAAACAAUAAAGUCUCAAUACGGGCACACAUGCCACACCUAAACAAUAAAAUUCCCAUACAGGCACACAUACCAUGCCCUAACAAUAGAGAUAAAACCCACACACAGCUUCAUGCAACUCACGCAAACAGUAAUGUUCCUUUGCAUGUGUGUAGCCAAAACACUAGACAUUCAUUUGACCAGGAACAACCUGUAAUGAAACCACAGACUAUUAACAAAGCCACAAUAAGCUCCUCUUCAACUUCAAAGGAAUCCUUUCUUGCAUCAGACUCUUCAAAGAAAACAGCAUAUGUGACAGAAUAUAACCCCCAACUACCACGAUUUGUCAAUCCUUCUAUAAUCUCCUGUCCCUCCCCAUUGUUGGGCCAGCAGCAUAUGAUUUCUUUAGAAGCACUCCAGUCCAGUGUAGCAGUUUGUAAGGAUAUCAUUGGUCGAGACAUUUUCAGUACCUUCCCUCAGUUUUACCCUCAAUUUUACAAAAGUCCUAAUACACCAUGAGGCUGUUUACAGCAGGUUCCUUAUAUAGUCGGAAAAACCAUUUAUUGUUUACUUUAUUGACACUGAACAACAUUGUUUACUGUAUGUGUUUAAUAUGUUUAUCGAAGCAUUAAAGGUUUUUUUUUUUUGCUUUUUUUUUACACAUUUUGUAUAUGUUUGUGUUUAUGUAUAUAAAUAUGUAUGUAAAUAUUAUGAAUUUACCAAAGUUUAUCCAACGUGAAAUGAACUGAUGAUUAUUUUAAACCAAAUUUGAUGUCAUAGAAAUUGAGAAUUUAAUAAACAGUAUCUGUCAUGUGCAUCUAAUCAUCAUUGAUGGGAAAAAGUUAAAACUGGAUAGAAAUUUGAGUGACAUUUUAAAUUAACACCUGCAUGUAAUAAAUAUUGUAAGUAGUGGUUUUAUGAUUUUUUGUUAUUAAAAGAAUUACCAAGCAUAACCAUGGGCUGCUUCUAACGAUGUUUUUUGCAAUGAAUGAUGUUUCAGAUCAUACUGCAUUUUCUCGGUUAGAAAACAGUCUGUAGGAACUGUUAGCAUAACAAUGUGUGAAUUGUCAAACAAUCCAAUGAAACAAAAGUAUUUUGAUAGGUUAUCAAACUUCUCGGUAAAUAAAUUUACAUAAGUUAAAUAUCGCUGCUAUUAAGAAUGAUCUUACCAUAACUAAGGUGGCAUUUUAGCUUAAAUCUUUAUUGUAUUUCAAAAGAUAUUUGAAAGUCAUACAAGGUCUUUUUAAGGUGUGGCUAAAGAAAGUUCAUAUGGAGUAAAAUUUUGUUAAACAUUUUUUGAGUUGAUUUUUUUAAUAAAAAAAAUAUCAGUCUAGAAAUGGAAGUUUCUUUAACUUAGGGCAGGAGGAAGGCACAAAAAAAAAUAACCUUGCAAUCACUAAGUAUGAAAUACAUCAACUUAAAGCUAGGUGGUUGGUAUCGCCUCUUGGUAUGCUAGGUGGUGUGAGAUGUUGGAGAGGAAAUUGCAUUUAAUACAGGUUUUUUUUACUGUAAGAUACGGGUAUCCGCAGGGAGGGGGGGACACUUGCCACCCUGGGAAAAGGGAAACAUAAUUCUUUCCUUAUUCAUUCAGGGUAUGUAUAUGAAUUUACAAAAUUUGGAUUCACUUAUAAUACUGAAUUUUCUAUUCUAAUAAAAGAUGCUAGGUUUGUCGGAGCUUAACUUAAAAUCUCUACGUACCAAGAUGGGUAAAUUUUGUUGUCAUAACCUGGUCUAUCUAAGAAUUAAUUAUAAUAUUGUUUAAUUGCAUAAUAGCCAAAUCCAUACAUAACUUAUACAUCACAUUUAGUUGUGAGUAUCAUAAAGUGACCAGAUUUUCUGGAGUCCAAAGCGGGACACCUAACUGAUGAAUAAAAAAAAUUGGUUGCAUUGAAAAAAUUAAAACUUCUUUUCAUAAAAAAUGCACACCAUCUUAUUAUUAUCAUACUUUUUAUUGGAUAUUAUUUUCUUUAACAAAUCGGGAGUGCAUUUUGGAAACACGCAAUAUAAAAGUGACCUUCGUGAAAAAUACAUACCAUCUAAUCAUUACAAGUUUUAUUUGAAGAUAGUUACUUAAACAACCUAAGAUGUGUUGUAGUUAUAACAAUAUUACUAUUUACUGAACGUUAAUAUACAGCAUUUCAAUUAUUUUGUAGUAUAAAGGUCAAUGGCUAAUGCCUAACGGUAUUUUAAGAGACAAUAAACAGGCUAAUUUCAUAUGUGAUUAUCUACGUUGUGGAAUAUUAAUAUAUGAAAGUUAAGGAUAUUGUAAGAUGACAGAACAAAUCUUGUGUGCAGUCAUAGUACAGUAGUGCUUACCGGUAUUAAUUUUGAUAAUGGGGGACAUUUUCUCCUCCCCUAAAGUUUCUGGGGGACAGUCAGCUUGAAAACGGGGCUCUGGACAUCUGGUCACAUCGUAGUAUCGGCAUUAGCGAGAUUAACAUUUUAGUUUCACGUGAUAACUUGUAAGUUUGCAUUCCUGUAUGUAAUUAUGGUAUAUUUUCAUCAAACAAAUUAUGUAAUUCAUGAUCACACUUGUCUUUGAGGACCGACAAAUUGUAUGAAUGUGAUUCUAUUGUAAUGAAAUUCACCAGAAACACAUUUGGUACUGGUUUUGUUAUGCAAUACUCUGACCUUAUCAUACAUCAUAUUCAAUAGCAAAAAACCACAUGUUGUGACUUUAGUUUUAAAAAAGGCUUUUUAUUUACGUUUUUUUGUAAUAUAAAAGUGUAGAUUAAGGUCUAUUAGCCUUAAAUGUUGUGUUUACCACACACACAAUAUAUGUGCUAUUGAAAUGUGCUUUAUGUAACCUCAAAUUUCUGUACUCGUAUAAACAGUUGUUUUAUAUAAGGUGAAAUUACCCAGUAGGGCUAAGAACCUAAAAGAACAAAUCAAAAUUUGUAUAUAUAUCUACAAGUAUGGCUUAAACUAACCUUACAAAUAUUAAACCCAUCAAAUCUGACUGUGGGAGCUUGCCUGUUCUCUUGGCUGUAAUGUCAAAACUUUGAAGAUGGGUCCAUUGUCCCUUGAUUUUAAAUUCGUCACACACACACACACCCAGAAAAAUUCCUGCGGAUGCCCAUGACUGGAUAUAAAAUUGGUUAUGUUUAAGUAACAAACCAUUUUUAAAUGUGUUACAUAUUACAAAUAUGGUAUACUUACAAAUCAAACCCAUCUACCAAGAGUGUUUUUAUUUUAUUGUAGUUACUUAAGCUGCAUUGUUACAUCCUGGAAUAUUUCAUUCUAUAAAUGUUUCAUUCAGAUUACCAAAAGAAAUAUAAGCUAUUGAUGGUUUCAGGAAUAUGAACCUUUUAUGUAUAUAUAUAUGUUUAUACAAUAUUUGUUCAGCUCUAUAUCAAUUGCUGGUACAAAUCAAGACUGAUAGUGUUACCCUUUACAUCGUUUCAGCCGCAACAUCUAAGGUGUGUUUUUUUUUUAAACCAUUAAUAUGUUAAUAAACCUGGUUUAAGAAGUUGA
Messenger RNA from Limulus polyphemus (Atlantic horseshoe crab), 7812 nucleotides. RefSeq names its product mucin-4-like. The record is from RefSeq and is a predicted model, not a curated record. Gene Ontology annotation, cellular component: nucleus. Bases 211 to 4857 code for a protein of 1548 amino acids. The transcript has 12 exons. Gene Ontology annotation, molecular function: transcription cis-regulatory region binding. NCBI's taxonomy places the organism in Eukaryota, Metazoa, Arthropoda, Merostomata, Xiphosura, Limulidae. Gene Ontology annotation, biological process: regulation of transcription by RNA polymerase II.